Nipponia nippon (crested ibis) is the source of this 2358-nucleotide messenger RNA. It is a transcript of the gene PDE4C, whose product is annotated as phosphodiesterase 4C. Gene Ontology annotation, biological process: signal transduction. The record is from RefSeq and is a predicted model, not a curated record. Gene Ontology annotation, molecular function: 3',5'-cyclic-nucleotide phosphodiesterase activity. NCBI's taxonomy places the organism in Eukaryota, Metazoa, Chordata, Aves, Pelecaniformes, Threskiornithidae.
AUGGAAAGUUGCCGGGGGCUGCCGGGGCGGGGGCUGGGACAGCCGCACGCUUCCUGCUCCGCACCGGCGGGCAGCGUGGCCUCGCCGUCACCGCCGCCGCCGUGCCGGGGGUCCCUGAGCCGUGCCAUGCUGCCCACCACCCACCGCUCGCCGGGGACUUCGCCGGCAGCAUCCCCCCGCAAUUCCCCCCGCAAUUCCCCCUGCAAUUCCCCCGUCCUCUUCAGGAAGCUCCUGAUGAACCAGAGCAUUCGCCUGCAGCGGCGCUUCACCGUGGCGCAUCCCCUCUGCUUCGACCUGGAGAAUGGCCCCCCGGGCCGUGGCGCGCUGGACCCCCAGGCCAGCCCGGGAGCGGGGCUGGUCCUGCAAGGCACCUUCCCCCAUGGCCAGCGCCGCGAGUCCUUCCUCUACCGCUCCGACAGCGACUACGACCUGUCCCCGAAGGCCAUGUCCCGCAACUCCUCCAUCGCCAGUGACCUGCACGGAGAAGACAUGAUCGUCACGCCGUUCGCCCAGGUCCUGGCCAGCCUCCGCACCGUCCGGAGCAACCUGACCCACCUCCAGGACCGUGCCGGCAUCAAGCGAGCAUCGAGCAGCAGCCUGCCCUCCGGGAGCAAGGCCAGCCUCGCCGAGGAUGCCCACCAGAAGCUCUCGCGGGAGACCCUGGAGGAGCUGGACUGGUGCCUGGACCAACUGGAGACGCUGCAGACCAGGCACUCGGUCAGCGAGAUGGCCUCCAACAAGUUCAAAAGGAUGCUGAGCCGGGAGCUGACGCACCUCUCGGAGACCAGCCGCUCGGGGAACCAGGUCUCUGAGUACAUCUCCAGCACCUUCCUGGACAAGCAGCAUGAGGUGGAGAUCCCCUCGGCGCUGGCCAAGGACAAGGAGAAGGAGCGGAGGAAGCGUCCCAUGUCCCAGAUCAGCGGCGUCAGGAAGCUCACGCACGGCUCCAGCCUCGCCGCCGCCGGCAUUCCCCGCUUCGGGGUGCGGACGGACCAGGAAGAGCUGCUGGCCAAGGAACUGGAGAACAUCAACAAGUGGGGGCUCAACGUGUUUAAAGUUGCCGAGUACUCAGGCAACCACCCGCUGACGGUCAUCAUGUACAGCAUCUUCCAGGAGCGUGACCUGAUGAAGACCUUCCGCAUCCCCGUCAACACCUUCAUCACCUACAUGCUGACGCUGGAGGACCACUACCACGCCGAUGUGGCCUAUCACAACAACAUCCACGCCGCCGAUGUGGCUCAGUCCACCCAUGUCCUCCUCUCCACGCCCGCGCUGGAGGCUGUCUUCACAGACCUGGAGAUCAUGGCUGCCAUCUUUGCCAGUGCCAUCCAUGAUGUUGACCACCCUGGUGUCUCCAACCAGUUCCUCAUCAACACCAACUCAGAGCUGGCGCUGAUGUACAACGACGCCUCGGUGCUGGAGAACCACCACCUGGCCGUGGGCUUCAAGCUUCUCCAGGAGGAGAACUGCGACAUCUUCCAAAACCUGAGCAAGAAGCAGAGGCAGUCACUCCGCAAAAUGGUCAUCGACAUGGUGCUGGCCACGGACAUGUCCAAGCACAUGAAUCUGCUGGCGGAUUUGAAAACCAUGGUGGAGACCAAGAAGGUGACCAGUCUGGGGGUGCUGCUGCUGGACAACUACUCUGACCGGAUCCAGGUCCUGCAGAACAUGGUGCACUGCGCCGACCUCAGCAACCCCACGAAGCCACUGGAGCUGUACCGGCAAUGGACCGACCGCAUCAUGGUGGAGUUCUUCCGCCAAGGUGACCGGGAGCGGGAGAAGGGGAUGGAGAUCAGCCCCAUGUGUGACAAACACACUGCCUCCGUGGAGAAGUCCCAGGUGGGCUUCAUUGACUUCAUCGCCCACCCGCUGUGGGAGACGUGGGCCGACCUGGUGCACCCCGAUGCCCAGGAGAUCCUGGACACGCUGGAGGACAAUCGGGAAUGGUACCAGAGCGUGAUCCCGCGCAGCCCAUCCCCACCACCUGAGGGACCUGGAGUGUCCCCUGCCACCACCGACAAGUUCCAGUUUGAGCUGACGCUGGAGGAGGAGGAGGAGGGUGAGUCGGACACGGAGCUGGAGGGGACCGAGAGCCCCUUGGAUGAGGACAACAGCGGCUCCAAGACACCAGCCACAGAUGACUCGGAGUUGGCUGACACCGAGCACCUGUCACUGGGCCCCGGGAACCAGGACUCGCCUGUCACCCGCCCCAGGGAUGUGGACAACCGUCGGGCGCUGGAGGGGACGCUACCGAAGGAUGGCGGUGGCAGCGGACGCUCGGUGCUGGGGCCCGAGGGCAGCCAGGGGCUGUGCCUGGACACGGAGGGCAACGUCACAUUCCUGCCCCUGGGCACGUAG